Molecule: messenger RNA, 517 nt
Organism: Rana temporaria (common frog)
Lineage: Eukaryota; Metazoa; Chordata; Amphibia; Anura; Ranidae
Product: ghrelin
Exons: 4
Coding region: 84-425 (113 amino acids)
Source: RefSeq, a predicted model, not a curated record
UAUUCCGAAUCGGUUCACCGGCAGCAGCUUCUCUUCUUCGCAGUUUCAUCUCGCAGGCGGCGCCGGUGACCAGGACCUUCAGCAUGAAUUUUGGUAAAGCCGCCAUCUUUGGGGUCGUCUUGUUCUGCCUGCUGUGGGCGGAGGAGGCCCAGGCUGGAUUGACCUUCCUGAGUCCGGCCGACAUGCAGAAGAUUGCGGAGAGACAAUCGCAAAAUAAGCUGAGACACAGGAAUAUGAAUCGCAGGGGUGCGGAGGAGGACCUGGUCGAGGAAGAGAUCGGGGUGACCUUCCCUCUGGACAUGAAGGUGACGCAGGAGCAGUUCCAGAAGCAGAGGGCUGCGGUGCAGGACUUCCUGUACUCCCUCCUCCCUCUCGGGUCAGCACAGGAUACAGAGGGCAAGAAUGAAAAUCCUCAGAGCCAAUGAGAAUGAAAAUCCGAUCGUCUCUGAUGCCUCUCCCCCAUCUAUGUGUCUUUAUUAUCUCUGUGUAACCCGGAAAUAAAACCAUAUUGAUGGCA